Molecule: messenger RNA, 1197 nt
Organism: Sardina pilchardus (European sardine)
Lineage: Eukaryota; Metazoa; Chordata; Actinopteri; Clupeiformes; Clupeidae
Product: galectin-5-like
Exons: 6
Coding region: 1-807 (268 amino acids)
Biological process (GO): positive chemotaxis; eosinophil chemotaxis; positive regulation of calcium ion import
Cellular component (GO): nucleus; cytoplasm; immunological synapse
Molecular function (GO): IgE binding; laminin binding; carbohydrate binding
Source: RefSeq, a predicted model, not a curated record
AUGGAUCUCGCUGACGCUCUCACCGGUUGUCCCGGCCACCAGGGGAAUGGCAUGUGGCCUGCUCAGCCCUGCCCUCAGCCGGGGCAGCCGUGCUGGCCGUGCCCCCCCAACCCCAACUACCCCAACUACCCCCCGACCGCCUGGCCUGCCCCCACCCAGCCCGCUCAGCCCACCUGGCCCAUGCCACAUCCCCAGCAGCAGCCCACCGCACCCACCCAGCCGGCCCAGCCUGCCUGGCCCAUGCCACCUCCAGCCCAGCCCAGGUACAUCCCCGGCGGGGCAUCCACCUCUGGCUGGCCUAUUAACCCCGGACAGCCCGGCUGGCCCGGUCAGCCAGCGCCGGUACCGGUGCCAGUGUGGCCUGGACCCACACCAGUUGGUCCAGUGGGAGUCCCAUACAACCUGAACUUCCCCAGAGGAGUCUAUGACAAGCUGAUGCUCACCAUCACAGGGCAGGUGAAGCCCAUGGCCAAGAUGUUCACGGUGAACUUUCUGCGUGGGAACGACAUCGCGCUGCACAUCAACCCGCGCUUCAACGAGGGGGGCAAGCAGAUCCUGGUCAGGAACCACCGGCAGGGGGAGCGCUGGGGGCGGGAGGAGCGCAACAUCCAGGGGCCCUUCCCCUUCGCCCCUGGCCAGCCCUUUGAGAUGAAAAUCCUGGUCACGUAUAACGAGUUCAAAGUGGCGGUGAACGGAGCGCAGGUGUUUGAGUUCAAGCACCGCAUUCGAGAGCUCAACCAGAUCGAUCGCCUGAACAUCCUACAAGACAUCAACCUCACGUCCAUCAACCUCAACACCAUGCCCUGAGAGCCGACCGAGCUCUCAAACGCAGCAUUUUAUUUCACUGUUUGCAAGCCUUGCACUGACCAAAUCAAUGUUAGGAUAUAGUUCAUGUGUGCAUUUUGAUACUGCAUAGUUAAGUAGAACAGUUCAGUAGUAAGACAUUUGGAUAGAAGUGUUCUUGUGCCGUACCGUAUGUCAUCUCCAUCAGCAUUCUAGCAUCUAUUGUUUUUUGAAUGGCAACACUUGUUAGCAGUAUCAGUGAGAGCCUUGUUGGUGUUUACUUUAUAGAGAUAAGCUUGUUGGUUUUUACGGUACACUAUAGUUUGAAUCAUCAUACCAUACUUAUAUAUGUUCUGUAAAACAGCCUAAGUUUCACAGUUUUGUUUCACAUAAUUCCAAUGCGUAAGUAUUGUA